AUGCGCUAUCUAGACAAUUUACCUACUGACUCGAACGACGAUCUCGUCCUUAUGAUUGAUGGCUAUGAUGUGGUCUUUCAACUUCCCGCCGAUGUUCUCAUUCAACGGUACUUCGCUGUCAUCGGAACAGCAAACGUCAAACUUGCUGCGCAAUACGGGCUGGACUCAGUAGAAAGCCUUUCUGGAGAUAGAAACCCACGACAAACCAUUCUAUUUGGUCCCGAAAAACUCUGUUAUCCAUUCGACUGGAAUCGACCGGGGUGUUGGGCUGUACCCGAAGAUAUCGACAUUCCUGUUGGGGCAUUCGGACCUGACCACGGCGGAUACAGUCACAAUCUACCCCGGUGGCUCAAUUCGGGCACCAUAAUGGGCCCAGUAGGGGACAUGAGAGAAUUGUUCGCAGCGACUUUGAAGCGGAUCAAUGCCACCUACAACCCCCAGCAUGAAUUCAGCGAUUCGGAUCAAUUGUACAUGGGUGAUAUCUGGGGCGAGCAAGAGUUUUGGCGUUCCGUAAACAAACACAACCAUUACUUCCAUGAUGACGUGGACCCAAGAAAAAUCGCACCAGCUGGGGGGCCAGACCAAGUCAUUCCAACUAGGGUUGCCGGCCAAAAAACGGAAUUUCACAUUGGAAUUGACCACAAAUCCGGGCUUUUCCAGACGCGUGCGGGCUCUGAUCAUGUUCUUGAACACCUUGCUUUCAACCAAACUGUAUCUGACGGUGUUGGUGCUUCAGCCUUGAUAACUCGAAAUUCGAUUGAAACCCCAAAUUUUCAGCCCUAUGAGAUUCAACUGCCCGUCAAUGUCAUCUCUUCAUUGACAAGAAUCUCGAGUGCGAUAUCUGACGUCCUCAAGGCCGACCCAAAAGAUUUCGUCACAAAAAUACAUCUCGGAACCAACCUAGUGACAAAACGUGUCUAUGCACUGUUUCAUUGCAUCGGGGAAAAGACUUAUCUCAAUGACUUGUGGUAUCGGCUUUGGUUUCAACAGCAUGCUCGGUUACUUCUAGAAGCGGGAAUUCAGUCUAUGAAAGAAAAGAAGGACAUUUCCAAUGUCCUGAUCGAUGGACGAAAAUGGGCCAUCGCUCAUAGCUACCCGAUCACAUCCGACAAGGGUGUAAACGCCGCUGGUGCAUGGGUGGAUGUUGAUGGCCAGUGGCUAACAUGGAGAGAGCUAUGCCAAUCAUUCGAAGACGACAUUUUCGGGAUGAAACGAUAA
Penicillium coprophilum is the source of this 1218-nucleotide messenger RNA. Its product is annotated as glycosyltransferase domain-containing protein. The record is from RefSeq and is a predicted model, not a curated record. Lineage: Eukaryota; Fungi; Ascomycota; Eurotiomycetes; Eurotiales; Aspergillaceae. Bases 1 to 1218 code for a protein of 405 amino acids. The transcript has a single exon.